This is a messenger RNA of Talpa occidentalis (Iberian mole), 775 nucleotides long. RefSeq names its product DPY30 domain containing 1 (gene DYDC1). The transcript is spliced from 7 exons. Gene Ontology annotation, cellular component: Set1C/COMPASS complex. NCBI's taxonomy places the organism in Eukaryota, Metazoa, Chordata, Mammalia, Eulipotyphla, Talpidae. The record is from RefSeq and is a predicted model, not a curated record. The coding region runs from base 200 to 721 and encodes 173 amino acids.
UCCGGGGUACUGGGUAGGCGGGUGCGGAGGGUGUGCGCCCCAGGACGCAGGCGCGUUUUGAGCAAACCGUUCUUAUGCUAGGCUGGGUUCCCGCGGGAGGAGACUGUUUUGGCCGUUGAAUCUUGUGAACCUCUUUGGGCUCAGCAGAGGCCCAGGCUCCCGCAGCUGAGCCCGUGAAGUUGGUGUAUAAGAAUUAGGAAUGGAGUCAGCAUAUCUUCAAAAGCACCUUGGGGCAUGUCUAACGCAGGGUCUUGCAGAAGUGGCAAAAGUUCGUCCAGUGGAUCCAAUAGAAUAUUUAGCUUUGUGGCUUUACAAAUAUAAAGAAAAUGUGACUGCAGAGCAAGCAAGAGAAAGGGAAAUGGUGGAGUUGGAACGUGAAAGAGAAAUAGCUCUAAUGGAGCAGGAAAUGAUGGAGAGGCUCAAAGCAGAGGAGCUCAUGUUUCAGGAGCAACAACUGGCCUUCCAGCUAGAGCUGGAAAAGCAAGAAAAAGAAAGAGCGAGAAUAGAAGAACUAAAGAAAAUGGAAGAAAUAAUGGAGAAGGAGGCAAGAAUGAAUAUGGAAAAUAUAGUUAAGGGUGAAGAUGCCCCCCAUUUAGAGGAAUCAGGCAAAACACUAGCCGAAAUUAGCGACCGGUACGGGGCGCCUAACUUGAGCAGAGUGGAGGAGCUUGAUGAGCCGAUGCUAUCUGAUGUUGCGUUAAACAUUGAUCAAGAUUUAUAGUCUCAACCAACCCAAGAGUAAUAAAUUUUUCUGCUUGUUUCAAGUUUCAAAGUA